Vicia faba (fava bean) is the source of this 2481-nucleotide messenger RNA. The record is from the annotation of a GenBank genome assembly. Lineage: Eukaryota; Viridiplantae; Streptophyta; Magnoliopsida; Fabales; Fabaceae.
AUGCAGAAUUCCAAGUUUCCAUCGGUAGAGAUUAGAGAUGCUGGUAGAAUAUUGACUAGGAUAUUGCGAAUAUAUCAGCAGAGGUGUGAAAUUUUUGACUCAGUCAUUCACUCCUAUGGUUCUAUCCCUUACACCUGGGACGAGCCCUGCCAUCCUCAUCGUCUUGUUGUGGAGGUACCUGGAGAGCGAGUUUUGGGGUGGUAUACUCUUGAUGAUGCUAAAGAAUAUAUGCCAGUCUACUUGCCAUCAACCUCUGAGAAGCCAGAGAGGACUUUCUUUGUAUCAGUUCAUGCAGAGGGAGCAAUGAAGGUCCUCAGUGUUCUUGAUUCAAAUUAUCAUAGUUUUAAUGAACUGAAGAAAUCAAGUGCUCCAAGUGCUACAGAGAAAAGGUUAUAUGAUCAUAGUCAAGUUAGACCUGCAGAAUAUAAAGAGAAGAUAUCAAUUUCUAUUCCAUAUAUUGGGAUUUCCUUGAUUAAUUCAUACCCACAAGAGUUGCUCUUUGCCUGUAUUCAAGAUAUACAAAUCAACCUAAUGCAAAAUUUGGAUCGCCAAAGGCUUUCCAUGCGGAUAUCAUUCAUACAGAUUGAUAACCAGUUGCGCUCUACUCCAUAUCCAGUUAUGUUGUCCUUCGAUGGUGGAUAUAGGUCCUGUCAAGUUGACUAUAUGAAAUCUAGGGAUGAUGUCACAAGAUCAAGAAUCGAAAAAUCAAAUCAAAUCAAUUUCUGCAGCACCUCUUCUAUUCCCGUUUUCUCCCUAGAAAUAUCUAAGUGGAAGAAGAAAGACAUAUCAUUUCUUUCGUUUGAGUACAUAAAAUUGAGGAUGGCAGAUUUCCGUCUUGAGAUUGAACAAGAAGUCAUAUUAAGCUUAUUUGAGUUCUUUACAAAUAUCUCUUCGGAGCUGCAGUAUGGAAUCAAACCAUCUUCAAAUCAAUAUUAUGGGGCAUUACUAAAGGAUUCAUCCUCAGUUGUUCAAACUAGUGAAAAUUCAAGAUUGAAUGCUGACCAAAGUCUACUUGGAUUUGCUCCUGUAGUUGAUGCAAAAUCUAAGAAAAGUGCACCAUUGCCUUCUAUCAUUCCAAUUGGAGCCCCAUGGCAGGAAAUUUAUCUGUUAGCCAGAACCCAGAAGAAAAUUUAUAUUGAAAUGUUUGAAUUGGCACCAAUCAAAUUGACUUUAAGUUUUUCCAGUGCACCUUGGAUGCUUCGCAAUAGAAUACUCACAUCAAAGGAAUUUCUUAUCCAUAGAGGUCUCAUGGCGCUUGCUGAUGUUGAGGGAGCAAAUAUUUAUUUGAAGGAUUUAACUAUUGCGCAUCACAUGGCUAGUUGGGAGUCCAUUCAAGAGAUUCUAAUUAGGCAUUACAACCGUCAACUACUUCAUGAGACUUAUAAGUUGUUUGGUUCGGCUGGUGUCAUUGGUAAUCCCUUGGGUUUUGCAAGGAGCAUGGGGCACGGCAUUAGAGAUUUCCUGUCUGUGCCUGCCAGUAACAUUAUGCAGAGCCCUACUGGACUUAUUAUGAGCAUGGCUGAAGGCACUACUAGUCUUUUCAGUAACACUCUCUAUGCUAUCAGUGAUGCAGCUUCUCAAUUCAGUAAAGUUGCACGCAAGGGUAUUGUUGCGUUUACAUAUGAUGACCAAAUAGCUUCAAGGAUGGAAAAACAACAGGCAUCUGCAGCUUCUGAUAGUAAAGGUGUAAUUAAUGAAGUCUUGGAGGGACUAACUGGUCUUCUUCAGUCUCCUAUAAGAGGAGCAGAGAAGCAUGGUCUUCCAGGUGUCCUGUCAGGAUUUGCAUUAGGGAUCACAGGACUUGUGGCAAAACCUGCAGCUAGUAUACUCGAGGUUACUGGCAAAACUGCUCAAAGUAUUAGAAACCGUAGCAAACCCAAUCAAUUAAGAUCGCACUGCUUUAGGGUACGGCUUCCACGACCACUUCACCAUGAGCUUCCUUUGAGAUCUUAUUCAUGGGAUGAAGCAGUUGGAGCAUCAGUCCUUAUGGAGUCUGAUGAUGGCUUGAAGUUCAAAGACGAGAAGUUAGUGGCUUGCAAAGCCCUUAAAGAAGCGGGUAAGUUUGUUGUCUUAACAGAGAGAUGUAUAAUGACUGUUUUCAGUCCAAGUUUGAAAAACUUGGGCAAGCCUGAAUUUUGCGGCAUUCCGGCUAAUUUGGAGUGGAUGAUUGAAUGGGAGAUUGGAUUGGAGAGUAUAAUACAUGCUGAUUGUGCUCAAGGGGUUAUUCACAUUGUUGGUAGUAGACCAGACUCGUCAUUUAUGCAUAAUCAGCAUUCUUCGAAAAGAGGCAGUAGCAGCAGAACAAGACCUGUGCGUUGGAACCAAUAUCCAACUCAUCUUCCCCUUCCUCAGACAGACUUAGAACUAGCAUGUGAGGAUGAUGCAUCCAACUUAUUACAGAUUUUGCUGUCCGGUAUAGAAAAAGGGAAAGGCAGAUCUUGGGAUUGUGGGCGGAUCUUGCAUCGAGCUAAUAUGAAGUAG